Pisolithus orientalis is the source of this 201-nucleotide messenger RNA. RefSeq lists its product as uncharacterized. The annotation marks the transcript as partial. Lineage: Eukaryota; Fungi; Basidiomycota; Agaricomycetes; Boletales; Pisolithaceae. The transcript has a single exon. The record is from RefSeq and is a predicted model, not a curated record.
UUAGAAUUUGAACUUGCCAAGUCUCUUUUCAAAUGUGCAGAAAUGCUGGCAAACCAAAUCAACAUGUUGCUUGAAAUCUGGGCCACCUCAUUGCUUGAGUUAGGUGGCAAUCCACUAUUUGCCAACCACAUAGAUCUCUAUCAUGUGAUAGACAGCAUGUCUGUUGGUGCAGUCAAAUGGGAAAACUUCAAAAUCACUUAC